This is a messenger RNA of Humulus lupulus (European hop), 2158 nucleotides long. RefSeq names its product amidophosphoribosyltransferase, chloroplastic-like. Gene Ontology annotation, biological process: purine nucleotide biosynthetic process; purine nucleobase biosynthetic process. The record is from RefSeq and is a predicted model, not a curated record. NCBI's taxonomy places the organism in Eukaryota, Viridiplantae, Streptophyta, Magnoliopsida, Rosales, Cannabaceae. The transcript has a single exon. The coding region runs from base 77 to 1834 and encodes 585 amino acids. Gene Ontology annotation, molecular function: amidophosphoribosyltransferase activity. Gene Ontology annotation, cellular component: cytoplasm.
GAGGCUCUUUCUCUCUCAAGCCUGAGCCUCUUCUCUCGUACACAAUCACCACCCAAAAGCUUUCAAACCUCCUCCCAUGGCGGCCAAGGUCUCUUCUUCUCUAUCAAAGUCCACUCCUUUCUCUCUAACCCCAUCUCAAACCCCUCUCUCUUUCUCCCCAAAACCCCUCCCAAAACCUUUCUCUUCUUCUUCUUCUUCUCCUCCCAAAACCGCCUCUCUCUCCUACACACACAAAACCCUCUUCACCGCCUCAGCCAAAACCCCUAUCUCCGACUUCUUUCCCGAAGACAAGCAAAACCCAGAUAGCACUUUCGAUGACUACUUCCAUGAUGAUGACGAAAAGCCUCGCGAGGAGUGUGGCGUGGUGGGUAUCUAUGGCGACUCAGAGGCCUCUCGCCUCUGUUACUUGGCUCUCCAUGCUCUCCAGCACCGUGGCCAAGAAGGAGCCGGAAUCGUUGCAGUGAAGAACGACGUUCUUCAAUCCGUCACCGGCGUUGGGCUCGUCUCUGAAGUCUUUAACCAUUCCAAGCUCGACCAGUUGCCUGGAGAUUUGGCUAUUGGCCAUGUACGGUACUCUACUGCUGGGUCCUCUAUGCUAAAAAAUGUUCAACCUUUUGUUGCAGGGUAUAGGUUUGGUUCCGUUGGAGUUGCCCACAAUGGCAAUUUGGUAAAUUACAGCCUUCUUAGAGCAAAACUCGAAGAUAACGGCUCUAUUUUCAAUACUAGUUCUGAUACUGAGGUUGUUCUUCAUCUUAUUGCUAUUUCAAAGCACAGACCUUUUAUUUUGAGGAUUGUUGAUGCUUGUGAGCAACUUGAAGGAGCUUAUUCCAUGGUGUUUGUAACCAAUGAUAAGCUUGUUGCUGUCAGAGACCCCCAUGGCUUUAGACCUUUGGUUAUGGGAAGGAGGAGCAAUGGUGCUGUUGUCUUUGCCUCUGAGACUUGUGCUCUUGAUUUGAUUGAAGCCACAUACGAAAGAGAGGUUUUUCCUGGUGAAGUGGUGGUUGUAGACAAAGAUGGUGUUCAAUCACUUUGCCUAAUGUCCCACCCUGAGCCAAAACAAUGCAUUUUCGAGCAUAUUUACUUUGCUCUGCCCAACUCCGUGGUGUUUGGCCGUUCGGUCUACGAAUCUCGGCGAGCCUUCGGUGAAAUCCUUGCCACUGAAGCCCCUGUGGAUUGUGAUGUUGUGAUCGCUGUGCCUGAUUCUGGUGUGGUGGCUGCUCUUGGCUAUGCUGCUAAAGCUGGUGUGGCCUUUCAACAAGGGUUGAUAAGGUCUCACUAUGUAGGGAGGACUUUCAUCGAGCCUUCUCAGAAGAUUAGGGACUUUGGUGUGAAGCUCAAGCUUUCGCCGGUCCGAGCAGUGUUGGAAGGCAAAAGGGUUGUGGUUGUUGAUGACUCAAUUGUUAGAGGAACAACUUCUUCAAAGAUAGUUAGGUUGCUUAAGGAGGCUGGAGCCAAAGAAGUUCAUAUGAGAAUAGCCAGUCCUCCAAUCAUUGGAUCAUGUUACUAUGGAGUUGACACACCAAGCUCAGAAGAGUUGAUUUCGAAUAGGAUGAGUGUUGAGGAGAUAAGGGAGUUUAUUGGGUCGGAUUCACUGGCUUUUCUACCAUUUGAUAGUUUGACCACUUUGUUGGAGAAAGAGGCUCCCAAGUUUUGCUAUGCUUGUUUCUCAGGAAAGUACCCUGUGGAGCCUAGACAGAUUAAAGUAAAAAAGGUUGGGGAUUUUGUGGAUGAUGGUUUGAAUGGAAGUUUGGAAUCCAUUGAUGGAGGUUGGGUUCAAGCUAACGUGAACCAGAAAGAUGAGGAGAUUAAAAAGGAUAGUGUUGUUAAAGUAUAGAAAUAUGCUCUUGUGGGGAAUAACUUGUUUUUUUUUCUUCAGGGAUAUCAAACUGUGUGAUGCAGUGGGGGAAUGGGGACUAAUUUCAUCAUAAGUGUUUUUUAUUUUGAAAUUUUUGAUUUGAAAUCCUGUUACACAAUCUAGUUGGUUUUUUUUGGCUAGUGAUAAUUAAUUUAUUGGUAAUCUUCAUCUUAGUAGUUUGUAGUUUAAGGGAUGCGGAGCUUAAUGGAGUUUAUUUGCUUACAUGGUUUUGUCGUAUUAAGCAUAAAUACUACUCAAGUCAAGUCCGACUCUUAUAAUUAAAUAAAUAUUUUUUUGCUACUA